Messenger RNA from Patiria miniata (bat star), 2231 nucleotides. RefSeq names its product peroxisome assembly protein 12-like (gene pex12). Gene Ontology annotation, cellular component: peroxisomal membrane; peroxisomal importomer complex. Gene Ontology annotation, biological process: protein monoubiquitination; protein import into peroxisome matrix. The transcript is spliced from 10 exons. The coding region runs from base 103 to 1158 and encodes 351 amino acids. NCBI's taxonomy places the organism in Eukaryota, Metazoa, Echinodermata, Asteroidea, Valvatida, Asterinidae. Gene Ontology annotation, molecular function: zinc ion binding; ubiquitin-protein transferase activity; protein binding. The record is from RefSeq and is a predicted model, not a curated record.
AUACCAGCGAGUUGAAAACAUCGUCUGCAUUUAUCGUCGUGCCGCCGAUGCCGCUGAUGCCGCCGAUACAGGGAGCACUCACUGUGAAAAUCGUCAGACAAAAUGGCUGAGUUUGGUGCCCACCUGACCUCAGCCACAGCCAAUGACAGGCCGUCGUUUUUUGAGGUGUUGGCUCAGGAAAGCUUGAUGGCAACACUCAGACCGGCGAUGAAAUAUAUGAUCAAGAUACUAGCUGAACACAAUCCAGUCCGCUUUGGCAUCCUGUACCGAUAUUCCGAUGAGAUCUACACAUCGUUAGAUCUCCUGCUGCAGCAUCACUUCUUGAGCACCACAAGUGCGUCUUUUGCUGAGAAUUUCUACAGUCUCAAGCGAGUCCCUACAGUCCCUGCUACUCAUCCUCACAGCACCACCCAGGGUCUUCAGGCAUGGCAGCAUCUUAGAUCACUGCUAUUCCUGGUGCUGGUACCCUAUCUGAAGCUGAAACUAGAGGCAUUGUUUGAGAGAUGGCGAGACGAGGCACUAGACCGGCCGCAGUGGCAGCAAGCUGAACAUCUCAGGCUACGCAGGGUAUUCAUGGCUGUCUUCCCAUUCAUUCACAUGUCUUGGGAGAGUACUGUCUUCCUCUAUCAGCUGAGAUAUCUGUUCCACAAGUCAGACUGCCACUCGCCGUUCUUGAGACUUGCAGGUGUGAGAUUGAAGUACAUGAGCAAAGAGGACAUAAUGGAACAGAUGCAGGGAAUCAGCAUGGAUGCAGAUAUCAGCAGCUGGAGAUCCAGCCUGUACCAUUACUUCAAGAGAGUCUUGGGUGUCCUAGCAGUCUCCAUCUCCCAGGGUCUGUCUGUCGGCAUCUUCUUCCUUCAGUUCCUGGAGUGGUGGUACAUGAGCCAAGAUCAGCAGACGCGGCUGGCCGUGACUGCUCUGCCCAUACCCAAACCACCCAAGAUUAAAGAAGCAAAGGACAGUGCACUGCCCAAAGAUCCAACAUUUUGUCCACUGUGCCAUAAGCAUCGAACAAAUGAUACAGCGUUAUCAACAUCGGGGUAUGUUUUCUGCUAUCCGUGCAUCUACAGUUUCGUCAAAGGCCAUCGCUGCUGCCCAGUCACCAGCUACCCAACCGAACUGAGUCACCUGAUUAAGCUCUACCCACCUGAUUCAUGACCUUUGACCUUGCUCUGUAUUUCCUUCUUUGUUUACUUGCUAAGAAUGCUCUCAAGUCCAUCGGAGAUAAGAUAUUCAAGAUGCAUUCCCCAUGCUAUUUUUGAGUUUCACCUUAAAAUAAUUGAUUUUUUUUUGUAUCUGUUUUUUUCCUAGCAAUGUAAAGGUUUUUCACUUUUGGAUGAGACAUCGAAUAACAAAAAUCCACGUUUAGUUAUUGCAUUAUUUCUUCACAAAAUUUUAAUUAUUGGCUGCCAGACUAUAAUUUGCCUUUCACAGGGCGGGUCAUUUGUGCACAAAAUGAAAGCUCUUUUUUCAGAGGGUUGCAGGCGCCGAAAAUCAGAAUUAAGUAGGUUUUUAUUUUUUCGUUAAAAGAAACGAUUGAAAAUUUGUUCAGGAGAAAGAAAACUUGUUUUUUGCUGGCAUGGGGUAUGCAUCUUUAACAUCAAAAUUAUCAGAUAUUCUCAAUUUUUACGCAGGCUAUUUAUAUAAAAAUUUGAAAUUCAAUGCAUACUGUGCAAAUCCAAUAAGACCUUUCUUUAAUAGGCAAAUAUAUGUUUUUUUUGUUGGGAAAUCGGAACUCUUUUCAAAUGGUUCUUUGUUUUAUCUCAAUGUGACAUGCACUGCAAAAAUGUGUCUAAUAUCACAUGGGGCAUAAGUUCUGUGUUACAUUCUUAAUACAUGUAUAUUAAAGUUGAUUGUGAAAAGAUUGCUGAAAUAUAAAAAUGACAAAAAUACCAGGAAGUAACAGAAUACAUGUUGGUUCAACUAGGAUGAAUGAGUUACGAUUUGUAAACUGAGACAUUCCUGGCUUUGGCACGCAUUCAUGAUUAAAAAGGCGUGAAAAUUUAUGGCUUUUCCGGCUGUCCAUUUUUCAUUUUGAAAGAUGUCAGAAUAAUUUCUAGGCGAACUAUAAAAUUACCCUGGUUAUCCUAUUAGUGCACUCAAGUUAAAAAACUAUAGACGGAGAAUGGGAUAAUAAAUUUAUCAUAUGUAGGCAUUACAUGUAUUGAACUUCUGAACUGGAGUUUGUAAAUUUAUUGAAAUUAAAAGUGAGGAUGUACUUUUUUAUUUGA